CAGACCACGUUCCUCCCAGAGGGCGAACUCCCAGAGUGUGCCCGCCUGGCAUAUGGGGCCGGGCGGGAGGACAUCCGGCCGGAGGAGAUCGCAGACCAGGAACUAGCAGAAGCAAUACAGAAAUCCGUAGAGGAAGCAGAACGUCAGAAGCCUUGAUGCAUGUAGUGUGUGUUUACUGCAGCUGGAAUGGGCCACAGACCAGAGAAUAGUGACAAAGAAACUACCUCACUGGAAAUGCCCUCAUUACCAGCUUCUGAUGGGUUUCAAAAUCCAGUCCAGUCUUCAGGACUAAAUUCCAAGAUCUCUAAUCCCACAAAUCAAUUACUUGAUCGUUCUGUCUCUGCCCCUGCUUCAGUUUGCUCAUCUGAAUCCAGCCUCACAGAGCCCAUUGAUCCUAGAGCCGUCAAGUCUUUGGAGUCUUCAACUGAAUGCCAGAUAACCCCAGAAGAAGAACAUCCUCUCUUAUCACAGCAUCUUUCCAGUAAUGCUUCCUUGGCAAAUAAUGACCCUUCUCCCCAGCCAGGGGAGGUGCCCUGUUGCAGUCCAGCUUGCUUUUCACAGAAGACACUCAAAGAAGCAUUUAUUGCUGACAGUCAAAAGGAAUGUAAAGCUGAAGAACAAGACCAUGGUCAGGAACGUCCUUUGGAAGUGACAAAAGCAAAUAGUUUGGUUGACACUGCUGCUGAACAUGGGCAAAAUAAAGAUGUAUGUCUGUCUUCAGAACAGGAGGGGAAGCAUGAGCUUCCCAUAGUCCAUCAGACACACAAAGAACCAGAGAAGGAACACCUGGAGGAGCAAGCUGAGACAACCAAUCCAGAACCUCCUUGCCGUGUUAGUGAGGUUGAGAAACCUGCUGUGGAAGAAGCCAGCCAGACAGAACACCCUCCUGUGGAAGUGAGAGGAGGUGGACUGGAGAAACCAGGUCUUUCCUGUGGGAAAGGGACUAUCCAAAUGUCAGCCUCCUUCAGCUGUACACAUACAGAAGCCUUAAUGGAAGUAGAUGUGGUUGAGCAGCCUGCAGCUGAGGCUCAGAGCUCAACAAGUGAGCAGCAGCAGCAGGCUGGGAACAGAAGUGGAUCCAACCUGAACUCGGAUGCCUUUUCCAUGGAAGUGGAGUCGCUGAAGUCUGCAUCCUCCUUGAGUGAUCCGCUUUCCAUUGGUGACGUUCCACAGUCUAAAAGCACUAGUGAGGUUCCUGCAAAGUAUACUGAGUUGUAUAACCGAUCGGUGGCUGAAGGCAGCUCUUCCCCUUCCAGCAUCCAUCCACUGGACAUGGAUCCAGGAAGAACUUCUGAAGAGCGAUGUUUCUCUCUUGCAUCAGCCCUGAAAGAGCUUCACAAACUCUUGGUUAUCAGUCGGAAAGGAGAAUGUAAAAUCCUUGCCUCUGAAGAAGUCUCUCAGCUGGAAAUGGCUCACACAGCACCAGCAGCACAGCAGAAGGGGCUUUCUGAAGAGAAGCAGAAAGGCUCAGAUCCAGAACUGAGUUGUUCCUCCUAUGAGGUGAGGUCUGAAGGUAGAAAAGCAGAGGGGAAACAGCCUUGUGAUUGUGGCAUCGAAAACAUCAGCGCUGGGUCUGGUGGUUGCAUACAGUCUGCUCUUGGAGAAGGGGCUUCUGAGGCUCAGAAGCUUUCAGGUAAGAGUGAUUUGGUCAUGGUGAAUUCUGCAGCGGCAUCUGACCAGCAGCAGAGCUCUGAGCAGGAGGAGGUUUUGGCAGGAGGUCAUCAGAGUCCAGCGAGUCCCACUUUGGAGCAGAAGACAUCAGUUUCCUCUGCACCCACUGUGGAUGAGGGUGCACCUCAAGAUACUCAGAACCUGUGCACAGGAGCACCCGGAAGGAGAAGCAGUUCUGCUCCAGAAGGUCCGUGCCUGGGUGGGUGUGAGGAACCAGUGCAGAACCCACCAGCUGCCUGUACUGGACUUGCCUUGGGAGCUCCUCCCCUCCCUGCCUUCCCUGCAGCUGAUGUUGAUCGGAUCCUUGGUGCUGGUUUUACCAUGCGGGAAGCUCUUGAGGCUUUGGAACAAGCAGAUGGAAACACGGAUCUUGCUCUUCUCAUCUUGCUGGCUAAGAGUAUCGUUGUUCCUACAUAACCACGGAAGAGGUAGCUGACUGGGGUGUCUUUUCUUUUACAGGACAUAUCCAAAUUACACACCAUGAUGUGCAAGCUGAAUGUGAGCCAGGUUUUAAUUCUUUGCAGCCAAAGUAACUUGUCUCUUCUGUUUUCACUCGUUAGAUUUGGCCUUUGAAAAGAACAAAAACGUCCUAGCUUUGUGUGGACAGAAUAGCUUUUAAUGAUGCAUACUGGAUAAAAAUUCCUGGUUUUGUUUCAAUGUACAAGUUUAGAAUAAGCUCCAAUGUUACGAAUAAAAAGCAGAAGCCA
This is a messenger RNA of Melopsittacus undulatus (budgerigar), 2378 nucleotides long. RefSeq names its product protein DDI1 homolog 2. Gene Ontology annotation, biological process: proteolysis. Gene Ontology annotation, molecular function: protein binding; aspartic-type endopeptidase activity. The transcript has 3 exons. The record is from RefSeq and is a predicted model, not a curated record. NCBI's taxonomy places the organism in Eukaryota, Metazoa, Chordata, Aves, Psittaciformes, Psittaculidae. The coding region runs from base 187 to 2088 and encodes 633 amino acids.